Molecule: messenger RNA, 478 nt
Organism: Papilio polytes (common Mormon)
Lineage: Eukaryota; Metazoa; Arthropoda; Insecta; Lepidoptera; Papilionidae
Exons: 4
Coding region: 78-383 (101 amino acids)
Molecular function (GO): protein binding; serine-type endopeptidase inhibitor activity
Source: RefSeq, a predicted model, not a curated record
AAGCAGCCUUGUAGUCAGGUCAGCUCAGUAGUGAGGAGAUAAUCAACUCGCACGGACAUUCAAUAUUAUAAAGCAAAAUGUAUAAACUAUUUGCUAUUUUCCUUAUCGGCUUCCUGGCCAGUGAAUCUAUGGCCAUGAGUCCCAGAUUACGGCGGCAAGCUGUUGCCUCAAGUACGGCUGCACCCUCUACCGCGGCGUCUCAAGCAUCCGGACAAAAUGUAGACAUGCAACAGUGUUUACUGACUUGUCCGGUAACUGCGGAGUAUAAUCCUGUUUGUGGUUCUAACGGAGUCACCUACUCCAACCCUGGAAGACUGCUUUGUGCGCAAGCUUGUGGCGAAAAUAUCAGCCUACAGAGAACAGCGCCUUGUCCACGGACAUAGAAUAUUAAUAAUAAUUUACUAUCUCACAUUACAUUAUUAAAUAAAAUAAGUACUGUACAAGUCCGUUUUUUUAAAUAAAAUGUUUAUUAGCGGAA